Octodon degus (degu) is the source of this 4897-nucleotide messenger RNA. It is a transcript of the gene Nphp4, whose product is annotated as nephrocystin 4. NCBI's taxonomy places the organism in Eukaryota, Metazoa, Chordata, Mammalia, Rodentia, Octodontidae. The record is from RefSeq and is a predicted model, not a curated record. The transcript has 30 exons. Gene Ontology annotation, cellular component: ciliary basal body; non-motile cilium; ciliary base. The coding region runs from base 249 to 4541 and encodes 1430 amino acids. Gene Ontology annotation, biological process: protein localization to ciliary transition zone; negative regulation of canonical Wnt signaling pathway.
GCGGGUUCUCAGCCUGAGAACCCGCUCUGCCGUCGGAGGCUCCCAUCUAGGUUAGCGGCAGGCCGGGCUUACCCCUCAAUUAGGAGGGCUCUGAGGCCUGUGGCUCGGUCAAGCACCGGCCACUGAACCCUUGGGUUCUGGUGCUGCAGGGACUACUUGGAAAACGUGGGCGUCUGUGCUCUCAGCCCUGGGCUGCAAGCCCGUCUCCUAGGUGACCCUGAGGCCCAGGAGAGGAUCAGGCGAGCAGAAUGAGCGACUGGAAUAAGAUCUUUGCCCAGAAUGCUCUUGUCCCUCCGCAUCCGCAGAGAGCCCGGCAGCUUCUAAAGGAGUCCACUGCGUUUCAGUGUGUCCUGAAGUGGCUGGAUGGGCCGCUAAUUAAGCAGGGUGCGCUGGAGAUGCUGUCGGAGGUCGAGUGCCAUCUGCGAGUGUCUCUCUUUGACAUCACUUACCGACACUUCUUUGGGAGGACGUGGAGAACCACAGUGAAGCCGACUAAGCAGCUUGCGCGGCAGCCGCCCAGGAUUGUCUUCGGGGAGCCCCUCUACUUUCAUACAACCUUAAACCACCCGAACAUCGUGGCUGUGGUUGAAGUAGUUGCUGAAGGCAAGGAGCAAGGUGGGACUCUCCAGGCCUUGUCCUGUGGGUUUGGAAUCCUUCGGAUCUUCAGCAGCAGGGCAGACUCUCUGACCUCUCCGAACCAGGACAAACGGUUGAAGCUGUAUCACGGCACCCCUAGAGCCCUGUUGCACCCGCUUCUCCAGGACCCCAUAGAACAAAACAAGCACAUGACCCUCAUCGAGAACUGCAGCCUGCGCUACACGCUGCGGCCACACCCAGCCCUGGAGCCCAUCUUCCACCUGCUGCCUGAGAAUCUGCUGGUGUCCGGGCUGCGGCCCAUCCCUGGCCUCCUUGCAGCGCACGGCGACGUGGGUGAUGCCCUCCGGAAGCCACGCCUUCAGAAGACCUGCACGUGGCACUUGGACGACGUCUUCUUCACCUUGUACCCCUCCCUGGAGAAGUUCGAGGCGGAGCUUCUGGAACUCCUCGCUGAGGACCACUCCCAGGAGGGGGGUGGCCCACUGGACUGCGGUGCCCUGGAGGUCCUGGAGCGGCGCCUGCACGUGGGUGUGCACAACGGCCUGGGCUUCGUGCAGAGGCCGCAGGUGGUGGUGCUGGUGCCCGAGAUGGAUCUGGCCUUGACGCGCUCCGCCAGCUUCAGCAGGAAGGUCAGCUCUUCCUCCAGGACCAGCCCUGGAAACCAGGCUCUGGUUUUGAGAAGCCGCCUGCGACUCCCCGAGAUGGUCAGACACCCCGCGUUCGCCUUUGUCUUGCAGCUGGAGUACGUGUUCCGCGGCCCUUCAGGCAUGGAUGGCAAUGCGGCGUUGGUCACGUCCUUGUCCAACCUGGCGAGCAUGCGCAUGGUCCGCUGGGCUGUCUGGAACCCCGAGCUGGAAGCCAGUGAUGGAAAGGUCACCUUGCCUCUGCAGGGCGGGCCCGGGCCCUGCCCCUCACACUGCCUGGUCUAUAAGGUGCCAUCGGACAGCAGGAGCUCUGAGGAGGUGAAGCAGGUGGAGGCAGGGACAGUGCAGUUCCGGUUCUCGCUGAGCCCACAGGACACGGCUGAGGUGCGCUCCCAGGGGCCCUUGUUGGAGCGGUCAGAGCAAUCGGAACGGCAGUUGUGCAAGAGGCCCUUGACACCCCCCACAGGCUCGCCAGCACCCGCACGCCAGGAUCUCGCUGCCACUCAGGACUCGCCUGUGGGACCAGGGUUGUCGCUUUCUCAGCUGGCGGCUUCCCCACUGUCCCCAGCUCAGCGCCACUCAGCCAGAUCCAGUCCGAAGCCACUGGAUGGUUCCCAGCCUGAGAUAGGGGACUUCCUGCUGGGGGGCAGGAUCUCUCACCUGGAGGCUGACCUGAGCCAGACCCCUGUUGUCCUGGAAGACUGUGUCACUGAGCACCUACAGGAGCUGCCGUUCACCCCUCUGCACGCCCCCAUAGUCGUGGGAGCCCAGACCCGGAGCGCCGGAGGCCGGCUCUCGAGGGCCACCAUGGCACUCCUGCAGUCCUUCAGCUUCCCAGAGAUUCUGGAUGCCAGCCAGCAGCCCGCCGAGGCCGUGAGCCCUGCAGAGCCGGUGCAGUUCAGCCCUCAGAAGGAAGAGUCCGAUCGCCUGCAGGGCAACGAGAUCGUGCUGCACUUCCUGGCCUUCAGCAGGGUGGCCCAGGACCGCCGAGGAGCACCGUGGCCAAAGACUGUGUAUUUCACCUUCCAGUUCUACCGCUUCCCACCCACGACCACACCGCGCCUGCAGCUGGUGCAGCUGGAUGGGACCGGGAAGACCAGCUCGGGUUCCCUGUCCCACGUCCUCGUUCCCAUCAGUAAGGACGGCUCCUUUGACGCCGGGUCCCCCGGCUUGCAGCUGAGGUACACAGUGGGGCCUGGAUUCCUGAAGCCGGGCGAGCAGCGCUGGUUCCUCCGCUACCUGGCUUCGCAGACGCUGCAGAUCGACGUCUGGGACGGGGAUUCCCUGCUCCUCGUCGGAUCGGCCGGCGUCUCCAUGAAACACCUUCCCCGCCAAGGCCGGCCGGCCGUGCAGGUUCUCCACGAGCUAGAGGUUGUGGCCACCGAGUACCAGCAGGACACGGUGGUGGGGAGCGGAGACCUGGCCAGGUUUGGCAGCGUCAAGCCCAUCGGGGUCCACACACUGGUGAAGGGCCGGCUGCACCUGACUUUGGCCAACGUGGGUCACGCCUGUGAACGGAGAGCGACAGAGCCUGGCUCGCUGCCGCCGUCCCGAUCUCGGGUCAUCUCCAGUGAUGGAGCCGGCCGCUUCCCUGGGGGCAGCCUCCUCACGCAGGGAGCCUUGAGACCAGGGAGGAAUGUGGUCCAGGCACAGAGGCUGGCCGACGUGGACAGCGAGCUGGCCGCCAUGCUGCUGACCCCUGCGCCGGGCAGCCGGGGACCCCGGGGCAGUGCCUGCGAGGUGGACGCUGUGCGCAGGCGCAAGCUGGAGAGGAUGAGGUCCGUGCGCCUGCAGGAGUCGGGAGCGGAGCCUGUGGGCCGCAGGACUGCGGUGCUGGCCCAGCAGAGCACACGCAUGCAGCACUCCCGGGACCUGCAGGUCAUUGACGCCUACAGGGAGCGCACCAAGGCAGAGAGCAUCGCCAGCGUGCUGAGGCUGGCCAUCACCACACAGCACACACUCUACGCCUCGCUGGGCACAGCUGAGUUCUUUGAGUUCACCCUGAAGAACCCCCACAACACGCAGCACACGGUGUCUAUAGAGAUCGACAACCCCGAGCUCAGCCUCAUCGUGGACAGUCGAGAGUGGAGGUUCUUCAAAGACACUGCCGGCCUGCACACUCCGCUCGAGGAGGACAUGUUCCACCUGCGUGGUGAUCUGGCCCCCCAGCUUUACCUGCGUCCCCGGGAGACCACCCACAUACCCUUCAAGUACCAGAGCUUCUCCACGGGCCCGCUUGCUCCUGCACAGGGCUCUGCAGAGCCGAGUGCUGAGAAGAGCGGGGAUGCUGGAGCGCCUUGGAAGGCUAGCGCUGUGCCCACCAAACAUGCCAAGGUCCUGUUCCGAGCAGGUGGCGGCAAGCCCCUGGCUGUUCUCUGCCUGACGGUGGAGCCCCAGCCGCACGUGGUGGACCAGGUCUUCCGCUUCUAUCACCCGGAGCUCACCUUCCUGAAGAAGGCCAUCCGCCUGCCGCCCUGGCACACACUUCCAGGUGCCCCCGUGGGAAGACCUGGGCAGGAGCCGCCAGUGCAUGUGCGGUGCAGCGACCCGAAUGUCGUCUGUGAGGCCCAGCACGUGGGCCCCGGGGAGCCCCGGGAUGUGUUUCUGAAGGUGGCCAGCGGUCCCAGCCCAGAGAUCAAAGACUUCUUUGUCAUCAUUUAUGUGGACCCCUGGCUGGCAGUGCCCGUGCAGACCUGGCAGGUCUGCCUCCACUCCUUGCAGCGGGUGGAUGUCUCCUGUGUUGCGGGCCAGGUGACGCGCCUGUCCCUCGUGCUCCGGGGGACACAGAUGGUUAGGAAAGUGAGGGCCUUCACCUCCCACCCCCAGGAGCUCAAGAUGGACCCUGCAGGUGACUUCCUGCUGCCCCCUCAUGGGGUUCAGGACCUACAUGUGGGGGUGCGGCCCCACAGGGCCGGCAGCCGCUUUGUGCACCUCAACCUGGUUGACGUGGACUUCCACCAGCUGGUGGCCUGCUGGCUGCUGUGCCUCUCCUGCCGCCAGCCGCUCAUUUCUAAGGCCUUCGAGAUCACCGUGGCAGUUGGGGAAGGCAAGGGCGCCAACAAGCGGAUCACCUACACCAACCCCUACCCCGCCCGGAGGACCUUCCACCUGCACAGUGACCGCCCGGACCUGCUACAGUUCAGGGAGGAUGCCUUCCAGGUCGGCGGCGGCGAGACUUACACCCUUGGUCUGCGGUUCGCGCCAGGCGGGAGGCCGGGGCAGGAGGAGGUCCUGAUCUACAUCAAUGACCAUGAAGACAAGAACGAGGAGACCUUCUGUGUGAAGGUCACCUACCAGUGAGCGUGGGCACCGUGUUGCCCAGGCCCGAACCCGGCUGGCGGGGGAGGGUGCCACAGUUGUUCCCGUGAUGCCCAUGUCCAGCUGAGCUGCAGCCUGUACUGACCACAUUCACAGGCCUGUCCCUAGGCCUGAGUGUGAGCCCUGGCAGGUGAGGGGCAAGGGCAGUGGCCGGGGUGGCCCUGCAGGAGAACCACUUCGUCCCUCUAUAACACAUGGAGGUCGUCACCAUCUGUGACUUUGUUUUGAUUUGUUUUUAGCAAAGUGUAUUUUAUAAAUCAUCCUAAGUAAUAAAAUUAUAUUUUUCUUACUGGAUUUGCACAGACGGAAUAUAUUAUUUGCUACAGUGUUUGACAGCA